Marasmius oreades (fairy-ring Marasmius) is the source of this 883-nucleotide messenger RNA. RefSeq lists its product as uncharacterized. The record is from RefSeq and is a predicted model, not a curated record. The coding region runs from base 29 to 784 and encodes 251 amino acids. NCBI's taxonomy places the organism in Eukaryota, Fungi, Basidiomycota, Agaricomycetes, Agaricales, Marasmiaceae. Gene Ontology annotation, molecular function: iron ion binding; oxidoreductase activity, acting on paired donors, with incorporation or reduction of molecular oxygen; L-ascorbic acid binding. The transcript has 3 exons.
AACCAAUUCCCCUUUAUUCUGGUUGCCCAUGUCUAUCAAGCAUAAAAUAGAUACUGCACGGGCCGCAGUUGCGAAAUCCGACCCAUGGACCUCUGGAACAGCCCAGAUCCCGUCGCAUUGCUUCAAUUUAUUUUUCAUUGACAAGAUGGACCCUCCAAGGCCUCACCUAGUGAAACUUACCGAUACCACCCACCCAUCGGAACUCGAGGCUCUAUCAGCUUCGUGCGAUCAAGCUACUUUUGGUCGUGCGCACGAGGAUGUGUUGGAUGAAUCCUAUCGAAAGGCCGGAAAGCUCGAUCUGGGACGCUUCGCUUCGACAUUCGAUGCAGCUCAAAUUUUUCCGACAAUCAUCCCAUAUCUUAUACAGGGUAAGGAUGCUGAACAACGUGUGGAAGCUGACAUGCAUAAAUUGAACGUUUAUGACAAAGGCAGCUUCUUCCGCGCCCACAAAGACACUCCUCGCAGCGAGCGCAUGUUCGGAUCACUCGUUGUAGUCUUCCCCACGCCUCACACUGGAGGUGAACUCGUCCUUCGCCAUGCGGAGAAGAUGUUUACAUUCGAUUCCGGCACAAUCCUAGCAGGAUCUCCAGAUAAAAUCGCCUUCAUCGCAUUCUUCUCUGACGUCGAACACGAAGUCCUCCCAGUUACUAGCGGUCAUCGCGUUACGCUGACUUACAACCUCUACUAUCCGGAUCCUACCUCUCCUCGACUCUCAUCAACCACGGCAGUAAAUGCAUGCAUUUUGCUCAAGAAUCUCAACGUCGCGACGUCUAUCUCACCGUGAGAUAUCUUAAGAUCUCUUGAGAUUUCUUGAGAUCAUCUCAAAAAUCUCAAAAAAAAAGUAGCCUUCCUAUAAUUCAUUAUCUCAAAUAAUAGAUCUCAC